Messenger RNA from Lodderomyces elongisporus, 1869 nucleotides. RefSeq names its product phosphoprotein phosphatase (gene CDC14). NCBI's taxonomy places the organism in Eukaryota, Fungi, Ascomycota, Pichiomycetes, Serinales, Debaryomycetaceae. Gene Ontology annotation, biological process: positive regulation of cytokinesis; regulation of exit from mitosis; microtubule cytoskeleton organization. The coding region runs from base 1 to 1869 and encodes 622 amino acids. Gene Ontology annotation, molecular function: protein tyrosine phosphatase activity; protein tyrosine/serine/threonine phosphatase activity; protein serine/threonine phosphatase activity. The transcript is spliced from 2 exons. The record is from RefSeq and is a predicted model, not a curated record. Gene Ontology annotation, cellular component: mitotic spindle; spindle pole body; cytoplasm.
AUGCCGAGAAACAAAGUUAAUGUGCCACUCAUAGAGUUUUUAAAAAAUAGAAUAUACCUUGGAGCCUAUGACUAUACACCCUCAGAUACAAAAGAUUUAGUUUAUUUUACAAUAGAAGACGCGUUACCAUAUAAUGCAUUUCAUUUGGACUUUGGUCCGUUAAACAUCAGCAACUUGUAUCGAUUUGCAGUAAUUCUUCAUAAUAUACUCAAUGAUGACGAAAAUCAAGGGAAAGGGGUGGUAUUUUACAGUUCAACGAGUCCAAAACAACGCGCCAACGCGGCUUGUAUUCUUUGUUGUUAUAUGAUAUUAAUUCAAUCAUGGUCUCCGCAUCAAGUGCUACAACCCAUUGCACAAACAGAUCCUCCAUUUUCUGGUUUUAGAGAUGCAGGAUAUUCCAACGCUGAUUACGAAAUUACCAUACAGGAUAUCGUGUAUGCAAUGUGGAGGGCUAAGGAGAGAGGGAUGGUGAACUUGACAACUUUCAACCUUGAAGAAUAUGAACAAUACGAGAGAGUUGACCAAGGAGAUUUCAAUGUUAUCAGUAAGGACUUUAUUGCAUUUGCAUCACCAAUACAGAGUAAAAGAACUUUGAAACUAAGCGAGCCUUUUCAAAAAGUACUUAAUUAUUUUACAAAGAAUAAUGUGCAAUUAGUGGUGAGACUAAACUCGCAUCUAUAUGACGCAAGAGAGUUUACAAAGAGGGGAAUACAACACAUCGAUAUGAUAUUUGAUGAUGGAACUUGUCCCACCUUGGAGUAUGUGCAAAAGUUCAUUGGUGCGGCAGAGUGUGUAAUCAACAAAGGUGGUAAGAUCGCCGUGCAUUGUAAAGCAGGGUUGGGCAGAACGGGGUGCUUGAUUGGUGCCCACUUAAUAUAUACACAUGGCUUUACUGCGAACGAAUGUAUUGCAUAUAUGAGAAUGAUUAGACCGGGAAUGGUUGUUGGACCACAACAACACUGGCUUUAUCUUAACCAAAACUACUUCAGAGACUGGAGACAUACAAUGGUAUUGGAUAAUAGACCAGAUGCAUUUAUCGGUGGAUUGUACCCCUUGACUUCGUACGAAGAAUUUAAGCAGCGAAUGAGAGAAGCAAAACGUCAAGCAUUAAAGGAACAGCAACAGCAACAGCAACAGCAACAAUUGCAAUUACACUCACAAUCUCAAUCUCAAUCUCAACCUCAAGCACCAAUCGCAUCACAUCCCAAUUCAUCUUUUGCUGCUGCCGAUUCAUCAUUCUCGGCAACGCCGAUAAGAAGGCGUAAGAUUAGUGGAGCGUUGGCAUCGAAAAUUCAAACUGCUGUGCCAAUGGUUUCACCAGGGCAACCAAGAAAAUAUAUCGAGGAAGUCGAUGAUGAUAAUGGUGAUGAUGAUGGUGAUGAAGCCGAGGUGAGGAUUGAGUCGGAGAUUGAUAAUGAGAAUGAAAAUGAAAUUGAAAACCCCAGUGUAGAAAUGGCUAAUAAUUCGGACGACGAUGUGAAUGAUAACGAAAAUGAAAAUGUAAUGCAAGGAGUUAUUAAUAGCUCGCCUGCAAGGUAUGAUCACAGUACACCUCAUAAUAACAAUAGAGCAACAAACAGUGACUGGAGAGUUUUAAGAUCAAUAUCGGCCAAUUCGUCCCAACUGCAUCAUCAGGAACAACAACUACAACAACAACAACAACACCUCAUUACAAAGACUACGACAACAACUACGAGAACUACAAGCACUACGUUAUCCUCUUCGCCUAGCUCGUCUGCAACUCCUUCAAGUAAUGGAUUAAGGAUAACAAAGUCAAGAUCGUCAAAGCCGAGAAUAAAUCUGGGGUCAUAUCCACAACAUAGAGUCAGUUCUGGAGGAGUAAGGAAAUUAAGUGGUAAAAAAUUAUAG